Messenger RNA from Pogona vitticeps (central bearded dragon), 1456 nucleotides. The record is from RefSeq and is a predicted model, not a curated record. Lineage: Eukaryota; Metazoa; Chordata; Lepidosauria; Squamata; Agamidae.
AACGAUAAAUACUGUGUACAUAAAAUAUGGCGGGCACCUAUUGCCGGGCCUCAAGCGGAGAAGCUAAUCGAAGAAUCCCAUACUUUCAAGACAUGCAGAACAACUGUGUUGCUUAUUGAAGAAUGGAAGAUUUGCAACUACUGUAUAGUUAUACUGGAGAACUAUGAAGUGGCCCUGUGUGGUGCUGAUGAGAAACAUACAAUGCCACCUCUGGAUAUUUUCAGUUUUGGUCCCAAAGAAAAGCAAACCAGUUCCACAUUACUUUAUCUAUGGCCACAGACUGCUGUCAGAUCACAGACUUAAGAACAUUAAAGACUCUUACAGGUUGCUUAAUCUUCAGGAAGGAUGUUCGCUUGAUGAUGCCAGAAAUUCAUAUCGAGAACUUGCCAAGCAAUAUCACCCUGACAGUGGAUCACCUACAGCAGAUUCUGCAACUUUUGUACGAAUUGAAGAAGCGUAUAGAAUUGUACUUAAUGAUGUUGCCAAGAUAACAAAAUCAAGAGACAAGGCAGAGGAGGACGAGGAAGAUAAAUUUAAGCCUAAAGCAGCACAACACAGGCAGUAUUUAAAUUUUGAAGGUAUUGGUUAUGGAACUCCAAGUCAAAGACAAAAGCAGUAUACACAAUUUAGAGUUGAUCGGGCUUCUGAACAGGUCAUGGAAUAUCGAAAGCAAAGAAUGGAGAGGCAGCUUGCUAUGAAUGAAACUAUGUUAGCUAAAGAUGUAAGGCAAAGUAAGAAAGCAAAAAUCACCCAAGCCAUUGAACGGUUGGUUGAAGACCUCAUUCAGGAAUCUAUGGCAAAAGGAGAUUUUGAUAAUCUUAGUGGCAAAGGAAAGCCACUGCAGAAAUUUUCACACUGUCCACAUAUCGAUCCUAUGACUCACAAUCUGAACCGAAUCCUGAUAGACAAUGGAUACCAACCAGAAUGGAUUCUCAUGCAGAAAGAAAUACGGGAAACCAUUGAAAAACUAAGAAAAGAUAUAGUAGUUUUUAGGAAUAAACUAGGAGAUCCAAUGACCCCACAAAAAGAAACACAAUGGAAGGAGGGAUGUGAACAGUUUAUAGAAAACAUCAAGGCAUUGAACAAAAGAGUUAAUGACUUCAACUUAAUUGUCCCUAUUCUCAGCAGACAGAUGGUACAUUUUAAUGCCAGCAAAGAAAUUGCACGUGCACAGGAGAUAUAUGAAAGCCAGUUGAAAAAUAAGGCUGAAAAGGAGACAGAGAAAACAGAAGAUGUAAAUGACAGAACAUCUGACAUUAAAAUCAGCUUUUUAAAAUGGAUGACUCUUAUUUUGAAGUAGAAAUCAGCAGACAGUCAUUUGUUUUACCUGUUAAAUGCACUUAGAGAAUACGUUAAGGUAUUUUCCCCUUCUGUUUUACUGUCAGAAGAAUCUCUAGUGUAAACAGCAAUUGAGAAUUAUUGUGAAAAUAGAGGAUCAAAUAAACAGAUUUCUACU